AUGCUACAAGAAAAAAUAACUAGGGGAAAGUAUGGUGACAAUGAACAAUUUACGUGCUCUCUAUCUCUUGUAUUAGUCCAAUGUGUAGUUAACUACAUCUUUGCGCAAAUAUUGAUGGUUUCAUGGAAACAUGAAAAAGAUACCACACGUAAAAUAUACUACUUUUCAUCAGCGAUGACUUAUUUAUUGGCUAUGGUGUGUUCAUAUGUGGCACUACAAUGGAUUAACUAUCCAACACAGGUUGUUGGUAAAGCAGCAAAACCCAUACCAGUUAUGAUUCUUGGAGUUCUAAUUGGCAAAAAGUCAUAUCCAUUGAAGAAAUAUCUAUUUGUCUUCCUGAUAGUUACUGGGGUUGUUCUAUUUAUGUAUAAAGAUCAAGGCAACAAAUCAAUUGAAGGUUCGUCAGGCUUCGGCAUUGGCGAGCUCUUACUGAUUUUAUCUUUAACUAUGGAUGGCUUGACUGGGGCAGUACAGGAGAGAAUCAAAAGUGAAUCAUCCCCAACAGCCUAUUCUAUGAUGCUCAAUACAAAUGCUUGGUCUUCCAUUAUUAUUUCUAUUGGAGUUAUAGCGAGUGGAGAAAUUUUCAAAUUCGUGGCCUUCGUAAAUUUAUAUCCGGAAAUAUUGAUUUACAUAGUUGGACUCGCCUUGAUGGGUGCCUUAGGACAGCUGUUCAUAUUUUAUAUGGUGGCAGAAUUCGGUCCACUCCCGUGCUCUGUAGUAACGACUACUAGGAAAUUCUUCACAGUACUCGCAUCCGUUGUAAUAUUUGGAAACGUAUUACAUUCAAGACAAUGGAUUGGUGCGAUACUAGUGUUUUCUGGUUUGUUCCUAGAUAUCUUCUACAGUAAAGGGAAAGCCGUCAAUAAGAAACCAGUGAACAAA
Brenthis ino (lesser marbled fritillary) is the source of this 882-nucleotide messenger RNA. The record is from the annotation of a GenBank genome assembly. Lineage: Eukaryota; Metazoa; Arthropoda; Insecta; Lepidoptera; Nymphalidae.